Macrosiphum euphorbiae (potato aphid) is the source of this 1128-nucleotide messenger RNA. NCBI's taxonomy places the organism in Eukaryota, Metazoa, Arthropoda, Insecta, Hemiptera, Aphididae. The record is from the annotation of a GenBank genome assembly.
AUGACUUUAAAUCCCAUGUGUGAUACUGUUGAAACCGUUCAUGGAGUUCCGUUAACUGUAACAGGAGUAGCUCAGUGUAAAAUAAUGAAAGCUGAUGAACUUUUACAAACAGCAUCUGAACAAUUCCUUGGUCGAACUACUAUUGAAAUUAAGCAAACUGUACUUCAAACUCUAGAAGGUCAUUUAAGAGCUAUAUUGGGUACUUUAACAGUCGAAGAAGUGUAUAAAGAUAGAGAUCAAUUUGCAUCUCUUGUAAGAGAAGUAGCUGCACCUGAUGUUGGUCGUAUGGGGAUUGAGAUAUUAUCAUUCACAAUAAAAGAUGUUUUUGAUGAUGUUCAAUAUUUAACUUCACUUGGAAAAUCACAAACUGCAGCAGUGAAGAGAGAUGCAGAUAUUGGAGUUGCACUUGCCAACCGUGAUGCAGGUAUUAGAGAAGCUGAAUGUGAAAAGUUGGCAAUGGAUGUAAAAUACGGAACAGACACAAAAAUUGAAGAUAACUCAAGAAUGUUUAAGCUUCAAAAAGCUAAUUAUGAUAUGGAAGUUAACACUGCAAAAGCUGAGGCACAGUUAGCAUAUGAAUUACAAGCUGCCAAAAUAAGGCAAAAAAUCAGAAAUGAAGAAAUACAAAUUGAAGUAGUUGAACGAAAGAAACAAAUUGAAAUUGAAGUACAGGAAGUUGAACGUAGAGAACGAGAACUGAAUUCUACUGUUAGGCUGCCCGCUGAAGCUGAAAGUUAUCGUGUUCAAGCAAUUGCUGAGGGAAAGAGAACUCAAACAGUUGAAGUCGCAACAGCUGAAGGUGAACGAAUUAAGAAAAUUGGGCUUGCUGAAGCAUCAGCUAUAGAAGCCGUUGGUAGAGCUGAGGCUCAAGGUAUGAUGUUGAAGGCAAAUGUAUUUAAACAAUAUGAAGAAGCAGCCGUUAUGUCUUUAAUUAUGGAUGCAUUACCAAAAAUUGCUGCUGAAAUAGUCGCACCUUUGUCUAAAACUGAGGAAAUUGUACUAUUAAGUGGAAAUAGUAAUGUAACAGCAGAAGUUAACAGAUUAGUUGGACAAUUACCUCCAGCUGUUCAAGCUUUAACUGGUGUUGAUUUAACUAAAGUCUUAUCAAAAAUGUCUGGGGUAAAAUAG